GACAUCUGCCGCUGGUUGUACUUUUUUGGGGCUUCGUGAUGAAGAUUGUUGCGCCAGCUUGGGAGGAGAGUCGGUGAUGAAGUUCGUAGGUUGUUGGGUGAGAAUUGAGGGGGGGACAAGAAAGAAACAGCUCUGAGAAGGUCAUUUACUUCGUAAUCUCUCAGCGCUACACUGCCGUGAAAGAAAAGCUCUACAUAUCUUUCAAGCCCGCCACCAGACGAACCCUCGAAUCCAAGCACGCGAAGAAGAAGAAGAAGGAGAAGGAGAAGAGAUGCUAUUCCAGGUGGGAGGGCAAGGGACGCGUCCCACCUUCUUCGAGAUGGCGGCUGCCCAGCAACUCCCGGCCAGCCUCCGAGCCGCUCUCACCUACUCCAUUGGCGUACUUGCCUUGAGAAGACCUUUCCUUCACAAAAUAUUGGACUAUGAAGAUGAGUUCUUUGCACUGCUGAUGCUGGUUCUCGAAAGUCAUAGCUUGCGAAUUACAGAUGCUUCAUUCUCCGAAUCUUUAUAUGGGCUAAGAAGGAGGGCAGUGAAGAUAAAAGUGCGAAAGGAUGAUGCUCUUUUGAACUCAGGUGAUAGAUUGCAUCAUUCUGGGUUAGAAAAGCGCCAGAAAGUCCUAUCUGUUGUGUUUCUGGUGGUCUUGCCAUACUUUAAGUCAAAAUUGCAUUCCGUAUACAACAAAGAAAGGGAAGCCAGACUUCAAGCAAGCUUAUGGGGGCAUGGGGAAGAGAGUUUGGAUAAUUUGGACUACAUCACUGGAGGAGAGGAUGUUGUCGUCUCAAUGGGUACUUCGAAUGCAGAUCGAUCAAUCAGAACACACUUGAUGAAGAGGAUUCAGAAAAUAGUAGGUGCUUGCUACCCAUGGAUACAUGCUAGCUGUGAAGGAUUGUCGUUUGCCUAUCAAUUGUUGUAUCUAUUGGAUGCCACUGGCUUCUAUUCUCUGGGCUUGCAUGCACUUAAUAUUCAAGUUUGUCGAGCUACUGGGCAAGAGCUGAUGGAUACUUCAUCAAGAAUAUCAAAGAUACGAAAUCAAGAACGCACAAGACUUCGUGGUCCUCCAUGGCUGAAGGCAGUGCAAGGUGCCUUGCUUUCCUGCACGUAUACAGUGCUUGACUACGCACAGACUGGAUUAAUUGCAGCAGUAUUCUUCUUUAAGAUGAUGGAGUGGUGGUACCAAUCUGCUGAGGAGAGAAUGUCAGCUCCAACUGUGUACCCUCCACCACCACCACCUCCACCUCCGAAGGUUGCCAAAGAAGGGAUUCCACUGCCACCAGACAAAACAUUAUGCCCUUUGUGCUCACAAAAGCGUGCAAAUCCAUCUGCAGUUACGGUCUCAGGGUUUGUCUUCUGCUAUGCAUGCAUUUUCAAGUAUGUUUCGCAGUAUAAGCGCUGUCCAGUCACAUUGAUGCCUGCAACCAUUGACCACAUAAGGCGGCUCUUCCAUGACAUGUAGGAUACUCAUAUGCACAGCCGGCGAUCAUCUUUCUGAACAUGGCCUGAAACCAUGGCCGAACUGAAGGAAACUACAUGCUGCAAUUGAACCAAAGAUCAUCUUUAUGAGCAUGGAGUUGUGGCUGAGAAGUAUGUCAUACUUUCUUUCGCAUCUUGUGACUUCAUUACAUGCUCACUACGUGCGGAAGUAUCUUUUGCAUUACUCAAGCCCAGUCACUUGCCUCACUUGUUUUUUUCUGCGAAAAAAGGAAAGAAAAAGUGAUAUAACCUUAGUUUGUACAUGUCUUUGAGUUUGUCUCAUGUUGCAUAAGUUUAUAAGCUUCCCUUA
Messenger RNA from Rhodamnia argentea, 1780 nucleotides. Its product is annotated as peroxisome biogenesis protein 12. Gene Ontology annotation, biological process: protein monoubiquitination; protein import into peroxisome matrix. Gene Ontology annotation, cellular component: peroxisomal importomer complex; peroxisomal membrane. Lineage: Eukaryota; Viridiplantae; Streptophyta; Magnoliopsida; Myrtales; Myrtaceae. The transcript is spliced from 10 exons. The record is from RefSeq and is a predicted model, not a curated record. The coding region runs from base 272 to 1453 and encodes 393 amino acids. Gene Ontology annotation, molecular function: protein binding; ubiquitin-protein transferase activity; zinc ion binding.